UGCGUAGACAGACAGAUUAACAGACGUAUAGACAGACAUGCUUAGGUACUUUACAAAUUUGAAACGGGCCAAGAAUUUUUAUACUUUAUGGAGGCUUUUAAGCUCGUUGCUGAGUCUUUUUCAAUUUUUCAUUCCCUUCCCAGUUUGUUUAUUAGAAAAACACAAGAAAUUUGAACUUUUUGUGGCAUCAAUAGCACCUCCACUUCGUCCUUGGUAAAUUUUUCCAAUUAUGUACAGGUGCUACGCCAUCGCCCAUUGAAAAUGCGUUCAAAGUUUGUACAUUUAUCAGAAAAGAGAAGUGUUCCCAGUUUACGUAACGCUGCGGGUAUGUCCUUCGAUCGAUUUGGCCCAUUUUCAAUAAAAUGCUGCAUGCUUGAACUUCCAAUGUUUCUGCCAAAUUUGAAGUCGACAGUUUCAUUUUUGCAGCCAAGAGAAUGUUUGCACCGGACAUUGCACACACGGACAAACGGACGUGCCUAAAUCGAUUUAGAAUUUGAUGCUGAUCAAGAUGCCGAUAUAUAUACUUUAUGGUGACCCUGAUGCUUUCUCCUUGGCGUUGUAAACGUUUUGAUCAAAUGGAUAUACCUCUUAUCCUUCAUUGAUUUUUCGGCAUAGUCAUAAGAAUGGAGACAAUACAUAAUCGAUUUUUUUUUCCUUAAUAUGACCAAACACUCAAGAGAUUUCCCUUAUUCGUUUAAGAGGGUAACGACUCAAAACAAGCGACGAAAGGGGGAGACAUGCGACGAUUUCAUUAUGUUUUAGGUUCAACAAUCAAAUCUACAAAAGAGACGGUAGAAAAUAUGUGUUAGUAAAUUUGUCUACAUUCCUAGUGAAAAAAACAUUUGUUAUUUAUCGGCCUAACACUCUCAGAAACUCCUACAAUGCGGAUAUACGUCUAUCUUAUAUAAGCAAUUUUUUAUUUAUUUUAUUACCGCCAAUAUUAAUGUGUCUAUUCAAAGACUAUGGUCGUUUCGUAACACCCGGCAUACAUUUAGUAUGGACUUUAUUGAUUAUAGUGGGCCUCAGCUCCAUGUACUUUCAUGCAACCUUAAGUCUGUUGGGGCAAUUGCUUGAUGAGCUCGCGAUUCUAUGGGUCUUUAUGGCUGCUUAUUCGCUAUUUUGCCCUAAACGUUAUUAUCCUAAGUUUUGUAAUAAAAACAGGCGGGUAUUUAGUAUUUUAAUGUUUAUUUCUGCUGUAACGGCAACAGGACUUUCUCUCUGGAAACCUAUCGUCAAUGCUUUUGUCUUGAUGGCUAUGGGCGUGCCAACCAUGUAUAUGUUAUAUAAGGAAUUAAAAAGAGUACGAGAUCAGCGAGUCUAUCGCCUAGGAUUAAGAUCAACUGCUGUAUGGUUAAUAGCAGUAUUUUGCUGGAUUAACGAUCGAAUGUUUUGCGAUGUCUGGUCAGCGAUUAGUUUUCCAUAUUUACAUGGAUUUUGGCAUGUGUUCAUUUUUAUUGCAUCGUAUACGGUGCUAGUAGUUUACGCUUAUUUCUACGUAGAGAAUGAAUUGCCUCAGCGUCAGCCGCUAUUGAAAUAUUGGCCAGUUGAUGAAUUUGAGUUUGGCAUACCUUUUAUAAGUAUACAAAAUCCGGGAGCACAUUACAAAAGUGAUAUUUAAGAAGUGAGAAAUUUUUUACUUUAAAAAAUGUCCUUCAAGUGAUAAGUUAACGAAAUUAAUAUUUCAGGAGUUAGAAUUUAAAAGAAAAUAGUAGUCAACAUACUUAGGGACCUCUUGAUAUAUAUUUUAAGUUGAAAGACAUACUUUAUUGUUAUUUAGUCAAAAAUGCAAAUUUAUAUUUAGUAAUUUU
Messenger RNA from Glossina fuscipes, 1808 nucleotides. RefSeq names its product alkaline ceramidase (gene bwa). Gene Ontology annotation, molecular function: hydrolase activity, acting on carbon-nitrogen (but not peptide) bonds, in linear amides. NCBI's taxonomy places the organism in Eukaryota, Metazoa, Arthropoda, Insecta, Diptera, Glossinidae. Gene Ontology annotation, cellular component: membrane. Gene Ontology annotation, biological process: ceramide metabolic process. The record is from RefSeq and is a predicted model, not a curated record. The transcript has 4 exons. Bases 944 to 1618 code for a protein of 224 amino acids.